This is a messenger RNA of Spirometra erinaceieuropaei, 2801 nucleotides long. NCBI's taxonomy places the organism in Eukaryota, Metazoa, Platyhelminthes, Cestoda, Diphyllobothriidea, Diphyllobothriidae. The record is from the annotation of a GenBank genome assembly.
AUGAUACUGACUGAGGUCCUUAUGGUUACAAUUGGUAGCAAGUUGACAUUGAGUAGCGAUAUGUCCAAGGUAAACCACGAAUUCGAAAUAUCGACUAUACUGCUGACUACCGUCGUUAGUCUCAGGCUUCAGUCCGGACUGAAGGCCGAGCCGUAGUAUUCUAGACCUCGAUGAAAGCAGUCAAACCUUACCAGCCAUGUUCAAUUGCUUGGAAGACUACGCCCUUUCGUUCCUCUGAGGAAUGCACUGUAAUUUCAGACGGAAAGUUCUGGCGGCCUCAAAAAGCCCUUUUAAGCACUUUUUAGUAGCUGUUCUACACAGACGGGGGAGUUCGCAACUUAUUUUCACCUUUAUAGGAAAAACGUCCAUUCCGUGCAAAAUAUGUUACGCGAUCCUGGGCUCCAGGAGCAACCUCGGUAGACACGUCGCCGAGGUACAUGAAGGUGAUUUUUCCCCUGACAGUUUUUCUUGAUUUUUUGCCCUAUUUGAAAAGCUAAUGAUAAUGCUCAACUUCAUUGUAGGCAAUGCCCGCUAUAAAUGUACUUCCUGUGCGCAAAGAUUUGAUAGGAGACGCGAUUUCAGAGCCCACACCAGAGCCGUCCACCGCGGUGAGUGCGCCCUUGUACUGUCGUUGUUGCCGGCUUUCAGUAAACGACUCAACAAACACUACUAGUAUAUUUUCAGUAGAUGAAGUUUGAGAAAUAUAUGCGAAGACAGCGAUCACUAGCACUUUCCCCGCAGCAAAUUUACGUGUAUGUUUCACGAACUUUACCCUCCUACGCUUGGGGAGUAAAGACCGACUCCCGUUGCAGGCCACAUCGAUGUGUAUUUACGUAUUCACUUGCUCCUGUGGAGCGGGAUGCAUUGGCCGUACAACGAGGCGCCUGGAAAAGAGAGUACGUGAACACAUACCGGCCUGGCUAGACAGAGGUGAAAAGAAAUCGAUUUUGAGUUCUAUUCUUGCACAUCUUUUCGAUACGGAUCACCGAGUCGAUGCCAAAGAAGCCUUUCAGGUUGUCUACCGGACACCAGCAAGCUUCUCCAGAGGCCUACGCCAGCGGGUGCUAGCUACAGCUGAAGUUUGAGAAAUAUACGCGAAUUAAAUGGUGGGGCAGACAAGUCGACAGACCAUUGUCGACACAAACGAUGGGUUUAGUGCGGGUGCUGAUCAUUUGAGACAUCGCUCCGGUCGCUUGUAUGCUUUACGGGCUUUAACUUCCCGACGUGAUCUACUAUAGAAUUAAACAUAUUUGACUACUUCUCAAAUGUCCAUUCACUGACCAACGCGUAUGCAAUAGUUGGCUUAUAACACACUUCCCAAAGUAGUUUAGCAAUCAGUCUUUUUUCGCCCGCAGAAUUUACUGAUCACUGCUGUGAAGAUUGUGGACGUUUGUUUAAGAAACUUGCCAACCUUCGGAAACAUCAGAGAGUGGUUCACCAAGGUUUGUUGUGAAUCUUGCCCUCUCUUGCUAUUUUACCUUUUUGUUUAUCUCACACCCUCUGUGCAUCAGUCUACCCGUACUGCCUGCUGCGGGUCAUGUGGGAGUUGCCCUGAACCAGCCUGGGGGCAGAUCGGGGUUCGACACGUGUUGUUGGAUUGCGCACCCCAUAGCAAAUACCAUACAUUGGGCUGUGGUUGCACACCUGGGUGCAGGCCCACGCCGCGCCGACCACUUGCGCCCUAUCCCACCUCCGGUCUUAUUGACUCUGUCUUGACACCGGGCCCAGGAGGGUGAGGGGAAGAGAGCGAGGUUGAUGCAGCGCAUGUUGACUAUCGCUGUAAACUGAUGCACGCGCAAGUAACCAUCCUUGCUCCCAGCCUCGGUAACGACGGCCGAACUGUCUACGCGCAUCUUUGUCGAUAUUCCCAGUUUAAUCGGUCAUUUUCUGGCACAUCAGCAAUCCUCGUUUCUGCUUACUCUAUGAACAGCUUAAUUCCUUUUGAAUUUUGCCAGAAUGAGCUUAUUUACAGUUUGGUUUUUUCCCUCUAGAUCCACAUAAGUAUAGAUGCGAUAUUUGCCGAACCCAUUUCGCAUCCAAAAGCAACUGCCAAGAGCAUAUGUUCACAGUACAUAAAGGCGAGUUAUCUAGCUCCAGAAGAGCCUCUUUGUUUUAGUAAUCGCAUUAACUCCGAGUGUGGGCAUGUGUGUUUUCUCUCUUCCAGGUCUCCGUCCACUCCAUUGUCCCGGUUGCGGUGGCGGUUUUGUAGCUACCUCUGCCCUAGCUCGGCAUUUAAAACGCUGCAAACUAGGUAGUGCAUUUUACUGCUGUAUUAAUUAGUAGUAGUAUUCUGUAGCACUGAAAGUAGGGACCAAGGCGUCAAAACGGAGCACCGGUUUUUUUCUCAAAAUCACUUCGCAGCUUGUGAAUCUGUUGAUUAGGUUGUGAAAAUACGUUCUUGGCAGUUUCCUGGCCCUUUUUAGAGUAGUUGUCUCCAAAAGUGUGAUUGGGUCUUAUUGCUACUUAUAAUUCAGUGAAAGCUUAUGGAAGGCCGUGUCAUCAUGGUUACUUCCAGUAUGCUUUCUAGCCGCCAUUCUUUCUGAUACUCUCCGAGUAGAUAAUACCAUGUUCAACGGACUACUGUCACGUAUUUUAGGUAAUUUCAAGUAAUUCUCCCCCACCCCCUCCUUUCAUCCUCAUUACUCCAAUUCUCCUUGAAAAUACCAUUUUGUGGGAGAGAAUGGGAGGACUUUCCUGGUGUGUUUGUCUACCUAGGGACGGACCUGCAAAAUUGCAACCCGGCACCUGAACCUCCGUCGCUACAGCCGCCAAGUUCAAACCUGAACCCAUCACAAACAUGA